This is a messenger RNA of Jaculus jaculus (lesser Egyptian jerboa), 2049 nucleotides long. RefSeq names its product transmembrane serine protease 11A (gene Tmprss11a). The record is from RefSeq and is a predicted model, not a curated record. The transcript is spliced from 15 exons. Gene Ontology annotation, molecular function: serine-type endopeptidase activity. The coding region runs from base 1 to 2049 and encodes 682 amino acids. Gene Ontology annotation, biological process: proteolysis. Lineage: Eukaryota; Metazoa; Chordata; Mammalia; Rodentia; Dipodidae.
AUGAGGGCAGCCCUCGCGCCAAACGUGCGCCUGCGCUGCCAUCUGCUGGUCCAGCGUAUUCCUGACAUGCAGCCAGGUGUGACUCAGGUACACAGCCGCAUGAGGAGACGUUCUCAGCGCCAGAUAAAACAGCCAACUCCUCUUGAGAAACAUGAAAUCGUAUUCCAAAACUUACGGCGCUCUAAGGACGACACCGCAGGUAAGGCAGCACCUGGGAACGUGCCCUGGGUCUCGUGCCAACGCCAGCACGUGACAAAGGCCGCCUGGGAGAAAGAGCGCGUCCGCCAACGAGAGCGAGCCGGCAGCGGACGCCCAGCAGCAGCGUUGGGAGGAGACGGCAGUGGAGCCACAUCUUCAAACUACACUUACGCUUCUGUGCAGUGGGCAACCGGAAACCAUUACUGUCUAGAUGCAGCGAGGUGCUCACAGGCCACACCUUCGCAUUUCCUCUACCGAUACUUUCAUCAGUCUGUGGUGAAGCCCUCUUCCACCCUCAACUCCUAUUUGAGCAGUGUCAGACUCCGAAUCCUCUGCAGAACAAGGCUUCUUAAGAUCACCCGUCCACCUCUCCUCUCUUCAGUGAGCACGUACCCUCACCGUUUUCAGGUAUCAUUACACUCUGCUCAAUUUGUAAGUCAGCACAUUUGUGACAACUUGCUAGCUAGCCACAGAAAGCUGGUGUUGCUAAAGAGAAACAGGGAGAUCUCUGCUAUAUCUAGUGAUGUCGUGGCGAUGAUCAGGGAGUCGAGUUCAGUGGGUGCACGCCUACGGGAUUCUCUUGCUCCUGCAGCGAUGUACCUGCAUCGAGCAGUGGAAUUUGUUGUCCGAAAGAGAGCUUUGAAGACAGGGGUGGUCGCCUUCCUCACACUGCUGUCACUGAUCACGGUGUCAGCGACCAUUGGUCUUCUGGCUCACUUCUUAAUCUGGGGCCAGAAAAUGGAACACUACCGUGGCUCCUUUAAACUUUCAGAUAUUCAAGUCAAUAGCAAUUCCGGACGCAGGCAUUCACACCAAUUGAAGGACUUACAGGAGAUGAGCGAAAAUGUGGUGGAUGAGAUAUUCGUAGAUUCAGCCUUGAACAAGCACUAUAUCAAGAACAACGUAGUCAGACGGACUGCAGAGGGAGAUGUUGCGGAAGCCGAUGUCAUGGCGUUCCAGUUCCCCGCUACUGAACCAAGAGCCGAGAGAGAGAGCAAAACCCACGCUGUCUUAAAUCAGAAGAUAAGGAAUAAAAGAGCCUUCCCAAUAAAUGUCUCCGCAGUUCAAGCGAAUGCAAUGAGCUCAUCCACAGGGGAGCUAACUGUCCAUGCAUGUUGUGGCAAACGAGCUGUCCCUCUAAUUGUGAACAGAAUAGUGUCUGGGAGCCUUGCGGUCAGGGGGGCCUGGCCCUGGCAAGCUUCCCUUCAGCGCAGUAACAUCCACCAGUGUGGGGGCACCUUGAUUGGCAACAUGUGGCUAGUCACCGCGGCACAUUGUUUUAAAAGCAAUGCGAACCCACGCCAGUGGAAGGUCAGCUUCGGAACAACCAUCAGCCCCCCCCUAAUGGAAAGGGACGUGAAGAGGAUCGUCCUGCACGCGCGGUACCGGCCCCCGGCCCGGGCGCACGACAUCGCCGUGGUGCAGUUCGCGCCCAGGGUCGCCUUCUCCGACGACGUCCGCCGCAUUUGCCUGCCCGCGGCCGCCGCGCCGUUCCCGUGGAACUCCACCGUGUACAUCACGGGCUUCGGGGCGCUCUAUUACGGCGGGGAAUCCCAAAAUAACCUUAGAGAAGCAAGAGUGCAGAUCAUCAGCAAUGACAUUUGCAAACAGCCGCAGGUGUAUGGCAAUGACAUUCAGCCUGGGAUGUUCUGUGCUGGAUAUCUGGAAGGGAUUUAUGAUGCCUGCAGGGGUGAUUCUGGGGGACCGCUGGUUGUAAAAGAUAAUAAAGAUACCUGGUAUCUCAUUGGAAUUGUGAGCUGGGGUUAUAACUGUGGUCAAAAGAACAAACCUGGAGUCUACACAGAUGUAACUUAUUAUCGACGCUGGAUUGCUUCCAAAACAGGCCUCUAA